Gossypium arboreum is the source of this 1067-nucleotide messenger RNA. RefSeq names its product glycine-rich cell wall structural protein-like. The coding region runs from base 71 to 925 and encodes 284 amino acids. The record is from RefSeq and is a predicted model, not a curated record. NCBI's taxonomy places the organism in Eukaryota, Viridiplantae, Streptophyta, Magnoliopsida, Malvales, Malvaceae. The transcript has a single exon.
UCGUUGGUGAAUCAAGUUCAUGCACAACACUGACAAAAAUAUUUGAGUGUUUGAUUUUAAUUUAAGAAAGAUGGGGAAAUUAAUUUCCAAAAGGCUUGAAGUGUUUGUGAUGAUAUUUGUGUUUGCUAUAGGUAUAGCAGAAUGUAGAAAACUUGAGAAGGAAACCCUUGGAGGUGGUUUUGGUCGAGGUGUCGGAGGAGGGGUUGGUGGUGGCCAUGGUGGUGGUUUAGGUGGAGGCUUUGGUGGUGGAAAAGGUGGUGGGGUAGGAGUUGGAGGUGGAGCCGGCGCAGGUGGUGGUGGUGGUCUUGGAGGUGGCGGUGGUGGCGGUCUUGGAGGUGGAAAAGGUGGAGGGAUAGGAGGUGGAGCUGGUGGUGGAAAAGGUGGAGGCAUAGGAGGUGGAGCUGGUGGUGGUGCUGGUGGAGGUAUAGGAGGUGGAGCUGGUGGUGGAAAAGGUGGAGGCAUAGGAGCAGGUGGUGGUGCCGGUGGUGGCGCUGGAGGCGGUGCUGGUGUUGGUUUUGGAGGUGGAAAAGGUGGAGGGAUAGGAGGUGGAGCUGGUGGUGGAAAAGGUGGAGGCAUAGGAGCAGGUGGUGGUGCCGGUGGUAGAACUGGAGGCAGUGCUGGUGGUGGUUUUGGAGGUGGAAAAGGUGGAGGGAUAGGAGGUGGUGUUGGAGGUGGAGGUGGAGUUGGUGGUGGUGGUGGCGUUGGAGGGGGUGCUGGUGGUGGCUUUGGAGGUGGAAAAGGUGGAGGGAUAGGAGGUGGAGCUGGAGGUGGUGCUGGUGGUGGUGUUGGAGGUGGUGCUGGCGGUGGUUUUGGCGGUGGAAAAGGCGGAGGUAUAGGAGGUGGAGUUGGCGGUGGUGGAGGAGGUGUUGGUGGUGGCGGUAGCUUUGGAGGUGGUGCUGGUAGAGGAAUUGGAGGGGGAUUUUAGUUGCAAAAUAUGCAUGCUUAAAAAUAUUAUAACUUGUAAGCGUGCAUGCUAAUGCAUGGUGUGGUUGACUAUGACGUAUCAUACUGCCAUACUAAUAUUACUGAGUAAAAUAAAAAACAAUGCUUUCUAGCUUCAUCCUAAA